AUGACGAUUGAAACGGACAACAGCCCCGAUCGGGACGGUAGGUCGAUUUUUUGAGACUUUUGGGGAGAGGGAGUUGAUUUUUUGAGAUUUAUUGGGCAGGGGUGGAUUUUUGAGAAUUUUUUGAAAUGGGUGGAUUUUUAGGUAUUUUGUUGAAAGACUUGUUAUUUUUAAAAAUUUUGGCAGUGGUAAAUUUUGAGGGUGGAUCAAAUUUUUUUUUGCAUUUUCUUAACCUUAAGGGCAUCAACCCCUCCCACAUGCGACCUCAAACAAUUUUCGGCGAAAAACAAUAUCAUACUCAAAUAUAUCCUCGGUUUUAUUAUUCAUUCUCACAUAAUUUUAUUAGUCGAGACGAAUAUCUUGUUUUGAUUAAGACAAUUAUUCUCACGUGCUGUUCAUAAACAAGCUUUUAGGCGGCGUCGAAGCCAGAUGGCUUCGAGUAGGUAGGAAUAAUAUAUUGCCGGUUGGCUUUUAAAAGCCAACAUUUUUGAAAAAAAGGCGAGUUUUUGGAAAAAAUGACUUGAUUUAUAGCGAAAAUUGGACUUUUCGGAACGGCCGAGGGUUUUAAAAUACGCUUUAGGGACUUUUAAUUAAGAUUAUAAUAAGUUUUGUUGCAUCGGUUUAUUAUCUUUUGGCACAAAACUGCUUUUAAAAUAGGUAACCCAUCAAUUUUCGCCCAUUUUAGCCUAUUUUCUCCCGAUUUUUCAACGAAAAACGGCCAAAAAUUUAAAACCUUUAAAAGUCGGAGUUUAAAAUUUCUAAAAUCAGCUCGCCCAAUCCCACAGGCACAUCAAUAACCGCCCCACACGCAACGUUUUCGACCACGCGGAGAGGAGUUGUUUAUUACAACAAAAUCGGCUCAUUAUACCUCCGUUGCGGGUUGCGAUGUUGUUCAUGUAGGCGUUUACUGUCUCUGUCUGACGGGAUUAAAAAAAUAUUGUUGGGGUUGUGAUUAACAUAGGAAACGUUCGAUCUAACCUACGGUUCUUGUCAUGCUCUUUUCGUGUUCUUAGAACGGAUUUUGUGGGUGAGAUCGGGGGGAUUUGGGGGUGUUUAAGGGGGUUUUUUGAAAUUUUUAAAAUUUGGAGAGAUUUUAAAAAAAAGUGAAUAUGUUAAUUAAAACACAAGGGUAUGGCUUGUUAUUACUGAAAAUAUCAGAGAAUUUGACUAACCGACCAAAAAGAUAUAACUCAUUAAAGUCAGACAAACCUCAAAUUUUUGUGAUUUUCGUUGACCAACCCCAAUAUAAACGUGUCUGCCCUCGGUAACGCCAUAAAAAAUUGUUAUUCAAGCCUACCCCAAAUAGAAGCUUGUUUUUUAGUCCAGCGAGUGUUAAUCUCUUUGAAAACGUAUUCAAAUGCGCUAGUGCUGACGAUCAAUAUAACGUGAAUUGGUAUGCAAAUCCAAGUCUGGAGGUUGUUAUUGUUGGUUGGGGUCCGCGAUAUAAAUGACUACUUUUUAGUGCAGCGGUUUUGUGUUUGUCAAUUGAGCUUAUUUUUAACAAUUUAUGAAGGGCUGGGUGGCUAGGAUGGGGUGAGGGUUUAAAAAUGUCUGGGAAUUGGGGAUGAUUUUAGGAUAUUUUGAGGUAUGACAUUGUUUUUUUAAUGUUUUAUAGACAUUUUCGGAUACUUUUCUUUUCUUGUGUUUGAGAACUAGGGUUUAAAGAUUACACUAGACACUUUUUCUUAAUGGUACCAUUCAGUUUUGGUACCAAAAACCAUCUUUUUUUUAUCUUAACCACCACUUUUUCAGAACACGAUCCCCAACUUUUCAAACAAAUGUACAAAUUAGGGCCAGAGAUUGGCCGUGGUGGCUUUGGCGUCGUGUACGCGGGCUACAGAAUCGAAGACAACUACAGUGUGGCCAUCAAAUACGUGGCCAAGCGCAACAUCACCGACUGGAUCACAUGGAACGGCCGACGAAUCCCAACCGAAAUCGCUCUGUUGGAGACGUGCCGUGGCUGCACCGGUGUGAUCCGCACGAUCGAAUGGUACGAACGUCAGGAUGGAUUUUUUAUUGUGAUGGAACGACCAACACCCUUCUGUGAUCUGUUCGACUUUAUUUCGGACCGCGGAGCUUUGGAUGAGGUUAUUGCCAGAAGCUUGUUUAAACAAGUGGUGGAGACGUCGAUUGCUUGUGCCAACAACAAUGUGGUGCAUCGUGACAUCAAGGACGAGAACAUCAUCCUGGACAUCAACAAUGGCACGAUAAAACUGAUUGACUUUGGAUCUGGAGCUUUUAUGAAGGACAGCGAAUUCGUGGAUUUUGAAGGUAGGUUAACUUUGAACUUGAAAAAAUGUACUUUUCUGCCUACGAUUUUAAAAUUUUGCGGCUUAAAAAGGUUGUACAAACUUUAAAGAAUAUAGAAAACUCACGUUUACCCAACUUUCCUCUAAAUCCCAGCCAAAACUUGACGUUUUUUGGCAUAAUUAGUGCAUUUUACUCGAAAAACGCGCGCUUUUCGACUCAAAAUGUCUACAGUUUGUGUGGUCCAAAUUGACUGCAAUUAAGCGUAUUCAAAUCACAAAAUGUUUCGCGUUUUAAAGUUGCUAUGCCCCGGUCAUUAGUGGCUUUGUAAACGUGCUUGAAACGUUUUUUAAUGAAAAAACAGUGUAAUAUGGGCGAAAAGUGGCUAAAAAUGGGCAAAAAAUGGGAAAAUUUUAGUGAAAAUGGAUGAUUGCCAAUCUUUUUUGGGCUUUUUUGGCCUUAAUUUAGAAUAAAAAAGUUGAUAGUAGUUAUAAAAUGUCAUCUUAAUCAUUUAAAAUUUUUUUUGAGAAAAAAAAAUUUUUGAUAACAAAAAUUUUUUUUUGUAAUUGAAAAAUUUUAAUGAAAUUCAAGCAAAAUUUCAAUUUUCAACAAUUUUGAUGACAAGUAAAAAACCAUUAAACACACAUACGACAGUUGUCUUAACAUGACUAAUGUCAUUACCUUCUCUCCGUACCGUACGAUGAUUAAUACGGCGAAAAUCGGAUGUCAUUAAUAUAGUGUCGGGCUGUCAACGUUUAUUGAUACCCGCUUUUCCGGUUUUAUACACAGUGUGUGUAUGAAUCUUGUUGAGAAGUUUCUUUAGGUUUAGGUGAUUGUGAUUUUGCUGGUGCUUUGGUUUAUAUUAGUGGUAAUUUACCGGUACUUGCUGUGAUUUUUGGUAUAUUUCUUUUGUGGUCUGUCAGGAUGAAGUUAUAGUGUUUCUGUGGUUUCUAGAGACUCUAUAGUAUCUAAAGACAAGCGUUAUUGCUUCUUUUUUCAUUACCAAAAAUUAGAAAAAAAAAUAUAAAAAAUUUUUUUUUGUAUUAAAAAAUCUCCCCUCGAAUACCAUGCCACCUCGAAAAAAAUCGUACACAUACGAAUGGGGGUAUAAUGCCUUCCGGCGAAAACAGCUAUUAGUCAAGCAUGUGGUGCGGCUGUUUAAACACGACUUUUUUCACCUUUUUCGAUAAUUCCGCGAACUCGCCAAAGUCACCUGUUCAAGUAUAAUAUAUUUCCUAUUAUCAUGUGCUUCUGGGAACGAAAUUCGAAAUUUUGAAAAUGGUUUUUUUAAACUUACAAUUUGGGUUUGAAAUUGAUUUUUUGGGGUCAAAAAUGACAUUUUAGGGUAGAAUGUUACCUAAAAAAUUAAUUUUUAGCCAAAAAAAUGCCUCCAAAAAAUCGUUUUUUUUACCUAAAAUUAGCAAAAAAGUGCAUUUGUUCGGAAAAAUCACAAGCCGCAAAGCCGAAUAUAUCUUUUUGACAACAUGAAGAUGAUGUCUUUAACGAGCUGUCUAUGACAACUUCCUUAUGUUCACUGACAUAUGCUUUUGAGUGCAGUUGCUCUUGGGACAUCAUAGUGUGGGAAUAAGAGUACAGUAGGCAGGGAAUGUGUCAUUUGAAACAAAAAAUGUCACUUUUUGACACUAGCGGCUUUAGUUUUGGGUACGGUAGGGCAAAGUAGGCUAGAGUUCGAAGUAGGGUAGGGUAGAGGGUUUGUAGGAAAGAGUAAGGUAGGUUAGGGGCAUUGAUAUGGGGUUGUUUUGGAGUACAGUACCGUACAGUAUCUUGAGUUCAUGUUUUUGGGUAUUACUCUAUCUCAAAGCCUGUAACUUACCUACAUUACCCUACUCCUUCUACAUCAUUACCUAUACCUUUAACACCUAAAAUGACACACUUUUGAAACAAAAACCGCAUUUCCAAAUUUUCGUUUCAAACUCAUAAUCUCGAGCGAAACAACAAUCGAGUAGGUGUGAUGUUCUUGGAAUCGGCUUUUCGUCGAAAAAUGAAAAGUUUUGAUGCGCACUUGUUAACCGAGCAGUUGAUCGCGCUGAACUCGGAACGUCACGAAUUCCAGCAAAUAUCGGCUUCUGAAUCCUUGUAGGAAUGCUUGACGUCAUUAAGAUCUCCCGAUUUUGAACUUUUCUUUUGUAUUUUAAUCUUUGAUGAGCGGAUGCCUAAGGGUUUUUUGGGGUUUUUGGGCUUAAAGCCUUAGGCUUGGUUUCAUAGCUCUGAAACUAAGCUUUGCCAUUUCUUUUAGUACCCUCUAGUGCCUUAGAUUCUUCAAAGCAAGCUAUUCUGAAUCAAAAACGCAUCUAGAAUCCAAGCUUCAAAACGUUUUCGAAAUUGAUCAUCAUGCUUAACGUGUAUCAUCAUCACAUUUGUCAUAUAACGUAUACGAUCAGCAACCAAAAUUUACGCGUAUUUCGACACGAUACAUUAGCUGAAUUGUGUGACAAAUCACAUGUUUCUGAUGACGGAACUGAUAAGCAAAGCCGCUUAAGCAAAAAUCAAACAGUGUAACAGGGGUUUAAUGCACUACGGCUUGAUAAUAUUGAAAAAGCGCGUAGUUAUGGAAAGGAAAGGGCAUAGACUUGGAAUAGGGCAUUCUACGUACAUUACAAAAGUUGACUUGUACAAUUUUGUGACCUUAGGGCGCAUUAUAGCGAGCUUAAGGUGCACUAUUGUGACUUUAGCGUAUAUUAUGAUAGAUUGAAAGCUUUAAAAAUGAACUUUUUUGUAAAAAAUUGGUAAAAAAUGUCAAAUUUUUGUAUGUAGGUAUACUUCAAAGCAACUUUUAGACAAUUUCCAUUAAGCAACAUAGCCUCAAAUUUUAGCUACAGAUCACUAAAAGCCUUCUGAAUCAUACCAAGUCAAAAAAUUGCACUUUUUGUGGAUUUCACAAGCUUCAGAAGCCAAAAACUCGCUUCGAGUUGUUGUGAAAUCUGAAGUAGCACGGGUUGGAUUAGCCGUUAACGUGAUGUGUGGGCUCGUUUUAUUGCGACCCAUUUUCCGGGCGGCUAAAUUGCGUUUAACGGUCUUUUUUCUUUGAUGGAAUUUGCUCGCUCGCUAGCGAUUUGAUUUGAGAGAUUUGAUUAAGCUUCAUUGAUUGGGUGGGUUUUAGCGAUUUUUUUGGUUGGGCUUAAUUUCUAAAAGGCUCAAGCUACUCUUUAGUAAAGGGUAGGAGGCUUUUUUAUAAGACCAUCCUAAGCUGUUCGCUCUGAACCUUUACGUUGCUCUCAACCUAUAAGUUGCCCCCAACCUUAACGUCGCUCCCAACCUUUACAUUGCUCUUAACCUUAAACUGCUUGACCAAAGACGAAGGUCUUUUUGGACGAACGCCAAGACACAGUUUGUGAGCGAUGCCGGGGUACGAGUUGGCGCCGCGACCUCGAUCGCAUCAGUGGAUAAGCCGAUACGCGCGCUUUAACUCUGUUGCAAAACAUUCGUCGUAUCGUGUUGUGGAAUGCGCACGCAAUUUCACAUAGUGAUACUGAGGUCGGGUGCGGGGAAGGAAAUCUUGGUAGUAGUGGGAGGGUCGUGCAAAGUAGGGUCGGGUAGGGUAAAAUAUGGCAGAGUAAGGUAGGGAAAGGCAAUUUAAAAUAGGGUAGGGUAAAUUACAGUGGGUAGCCCACUGUAGCCUACAGCACUUUUUAAAGCCUUCAAGCGACCAUAGAACCCUAAACCCUCUAUGUUAUACAGCUUCUUAGCCUCUUUUUGUCUAUAGCGAUUUGCGCAUACAAUAGCUGACUAUCUCUUUCGCCUUGUUUGGCAUUGUUCUUAACCUUGCGAACGCACUGUUGGAUACUACAACAUUUUUUACGGCAUUUUUGCUAUUUCAUGGCUAAAUUUUAUGGCUUUUUGCAUUUUUAUGCUUAUAUUUGACUUAAAAUUGCGUAGAUUUAACUUAAAAUUUUAAAAAUUUAGUUUAGUCAUACUGUAAGUGUUCUAGUGCUUUAGUAGUAGCUGUGACUUCAGGUGCUUUGAUGAGUUCUUAAUGAAUGAUUUCUUUAUUAGAAGCUUAUAAAGGUUCUUUUUAUUAAAGAUUAGCAUGGAAUCUUCAGUACACUACUAGUAGAUUGUCUUCAAUACACUCCUAGUAGGAUAAUAUUCAUUGGCACAACCCCCUUUUCGUCAUACAAAGAAGCUCAUGCCAAAACAAAUUCUCGAGACCAAAGAAUUUGUUUCUUUAAAUUCCAAAAAACAACCACAAAAUCGCUCGCCCAUACCCAUUCCCCUUCGCCCAUACCCAUUCCCCUUCGCCCAUACCCAUUCCCCUUCACCCAUACCCAUCCCCCUCUCUUGCCGACCCCGUAAACAAUGUUGGCAAGGCGCCAUUUGUGUGUGCCGCAGGGACAGCUGGUCGUCGGGUUUUCCACGAACGGGCCGCCGUUCCCGGCUUCUUUUUUCUUCGCUUUUUUUUGCGUUUUGCGUACCCCCGGGUGCCGGGGCGUGUCAUCCCAGCCCGAACUUUGGACGAGCGCCCGCUUCUUUGCGAGCAAAAAACAAAACCCUAAAAAUGGAAACAACCAAAACAACAACUAAUCGAUGACGGUUCGAGGAAUUUGCUGGGUUUGGGUGAUGGUGGUGGGUACAGAAUUUCAAGACAAUUCUAAAAUUUUAGAAAUCAAAAGAUUUACAUAGUGAGACUAGUCAUAUCAGGCUCUAGGGCAAGUAGAGUACCAUGAAUAAUAUAAAGUUUAAAAAAAUUUAAAAAACAAAAGAAAUAUAAAAAAUAAUGACGAAAAAGGCACUAACAACACAUGACAAAACAUAAAAUUUAAAAAAAUUUUUUUUUGAAAUUUAAAAAUUUUUGUUUGCACCAAAAACCACCUCAAUAGCCUCAAAAUUCGGCCGGAAUUAGGCGAAAUACGGUUUGACGUUUUUGUUUUGCCCCGAUUAGCUGGUUAGCAAUUAUGUUCGGGAAAAUAGCCAAAGGAGAAAUUAAAUUCGAACCAGCAGAAAACAAAAAUAUCCUGCAAAACAAGUUCGCCAGACCAUAUUCAAUAUUCAUGGAGUUGGCAAAGAAAGAACAACAAAUAGCUUAUCAGAGACAUUUUUUGUGCUAUAUCUGGAAAUUAAGGGUUUAAAAAUAGUUAAAAUGGGCUUAAAAUUCGUUUGAUAGCGUUUUUCAAUAAAAUAUGUCACUAUGACAUAUUUUCCAAAAAAUGCGUCAUCGUGACAUUUUUUUCAAAAAACGAGUAAUCAUGACAUAUUUUUUGAAAAAACUCAUUUUGGACUCUAACAUGACCUUAAAAAUGACGAAUUUACAUUUUAAAAAAUUUUAAAUUUAAAAAAACAUUCAAAAAACAUUAAUAUUAACCACAACCUCUUCAGGAACCCGCGUCUACAGCCCGCCCGAAUGGAUCAGCAAACAACGAUACGAUGGUCUGGCCGCUUGUGUGUGGUCGUUAGGCAUCUUACUCUACGACAUGGUCGCCGGCGACAUUCCAUUCCAUCAUGAUCACGAAAUUUUAGCCGGAGUCUUGAAAUGGAAGCGACGAAUCAGCCUGGACUGCCAGGACUUGAUCAGAAACUGUUUGUCAGUGGACCCAAGAGAACGGUACACACUCGAGGACAUUAUGAUGCACCCCUGGAUGCAGGGUGAAAUCAAACAGUUGGGCCGCGCCGAUCUGACGAUGAAGAAGCGGCCGAUUCAGGGUGUAGAAGCAGUGAAUCCGGACGAGCAAGACAUUGAGAUCAUGAAGAUUGCCAGUCUGAAUACGACUUCUAUCGACGAUGAAGAGGAAGAGAUUCGUGCUCCGGAAGAACAGCCCGAAGUCGGUGUUUGUAAGAGCUACGAGCCGGUUUUUGGCGAGAACGACCAAGAAGUGCCGGUGCAACGGUGGCGUCAGCUAACGCCGCAUCGUCACGUCGUAGCCAACAAUAACGCUAUGCCAAUCUGGUUGAACACUUGCAUCAACAGGAACGAUGAGAGCAACAACAACAGUGAAUAUGUGAUGCCAAAGCCGAACCGAUACUUCCCUUAUGCUGUGUACCCACAACGGAGUAGCGAGCACAACCUGCCUUCAGCUGUGUUGUACGAAGGAGCACCGACGAUAGCCUUGGAGCACCCUGGCUCGUCGUCGUAUGGUGAAUGGGACGAUGAGAGUGAUCAUGAUUCACAUCACAAGAGCAUGAGCUUUUAUGGUACGGUAUUUUGAAUUUUAAAACUUUUUACGAUAGCUACAAAGUAAUGUUUGUGUAAAACAUGUUAUGUUAUCCAUUUUAACUCAUAUCUCAUUUCAGAAGCCCGCCAAGUCAGUGCAACAGACUCAAAUGGCGAGCCGGUCGUCCGCAAAAUCUCCAGCAACCCCUUAGGCUCCUUUCAAGUCCAAAGCGGAUCUAAACUUGGUAUCAGCAUGCUUGGUAUGGGGCGCCGACCGGUGCAUCAUCGCUCGACCGGACCUCUUCAACAACAACAACAGGAGCCGGAACAGCAGUUCACGGCGUUCGAGCGUACCGUGAGCAAAGCCAUGCCCAUCGUGAAACCCCACGCUUUGUCGAAUGAACGCAAGAGUGCCGUGGAUUCUGGAUUUUCGUCAGGGAGUUCGGGCUACGUUGUAGGCGUUUCAUCGUCGCCGCCUGGUGGAGCUUUCAUGCUUGGCAGCUACUGA
Bursaphelenchus okinawaensis is the source of this 8858-nucleotide messenger RNA. NCBI's taxonomy places the organism in Eukaryota, Metazoa, Nematoda, Chromadorea, Rhabditida, Aphelenchoididae. The record is from the annotation of a GenBank genome assembly.